Molecule: messenger RNA, 1106 nt
Organism: Aureobasidium pullulans EXF-150
Lineage: Eukaryota; Fungi; Ascomycota; Dothideomycetes; Dothideales; Saccotheciaceae
Exons: 4
Coding region: 210-926 (238 amino acids)
Molecular function (GO): protein binding
Source: RefSeq, a predicted model, not a curated record
AGCACGUAAGUAUACACUAAGUGGUACGCUCUGGAUCUAUAGCAAGCGACAAGAUCGUCGGCAGACCUUCGUCCAGCCGAUCGUCAGGCGACACUGCCAUUCUCCUUGCACCCCCUACCGACCCCUGUAGCAGUCCCCUGGCCUCCCACACCUCAGUGCCUUACGGACUCGCUUGGGCUCCUCACCCCCUGAGCCCCGAGAAGAACUGGAUGCUAUCUACGCAAACAGUCGCCACCAGCAAGAACUGCAAGCAAGCAGCAAGCUUGACUGUACUCCAGAAGAUGUGGGAAAGACGAGAGCUGGGAAAGUGGGACUUUCGCAUCAAGUGCGGCGAUUGGAUGUGGGGUGUUCACAAAGUUGUUUUGGCCACAAACAGCAAGUACUUUGAGGAGAUCUUCCUGGCUCCACAGCCCGAGGGCACCUACAUCAGCAUGAUCGAGCUCGAGCGCUGCGGCAAAGAUGAUGCUGGUCAUCCCGACCGGUACAACCCCAAGUACAUCGAAGAAGUCAUCCACUUCUUUUACAACUUCGAAGUCACCCAACGCGUCAAAGAAAUGCCCGAAUAUGAGCGCCUCUGCUUUCUCGCCAAGGUCCAUCGCACCGCCACCCAGUUUCGCGCCACAAACGUGGUAAAGGCUAUGACCGAAGUUAUCGGAGACUGCCUGCCAAAGUUCAACAACAGCAACGGCGGCAAACAACAAGUCAGUGGCCCUGCUCUGACAGACUUCGCUGUAGUGUCUCGCUGGAUCUUCGACCAGCCACAGUUCCCUGGCCUUGUCUGGGACCUGCAGCUCUAUCUCAUCGAAUACUUGAAGGAAAAUGUCACUCCCUUGCUUCGAUGCAAAGAGAUGUGCGCCAUGCUGCGUGACUGCAUCUUUGAUGGUCUCAACAAGGAAGACAUGGUUCUCCAGACAGCCUCCGAAUGAUGACUAUACUCACUUGGGCUUUUCACUCGUCCGAUAACCUUGAAGGGAGAUAAGGCCUACUGCCGGGGUGAAUCAAAGGUUCACAAUCACUAAGGUGUGAUGAUAGCAUUACAGUCUACUCUAGUAACUAGUUCUCACAAGAGCAACUUAGUUGCAACAAUUUCAUUUGUUUGGUCCGGA